Gossypium arboreum is the source of this 1246-nucleotide messenger RNA. RefSeq lists its product as uncharacterized. The record is from RefSeq and is a predicted model, not a curated record. NCBI's taxonomy places the organism in Eukaryota, Viridiplantae, Streptophyta, Magnoliopsida, Malvales, Malvaceae. Bases 200 to 1075 code for a protein of 291 amino acids. The transcript has a single exon.
CUUCCAAAGCAUUUCACUCCUUUUCACUGCAACACACUUCCUUGGAAUAUUCCGCCCUAAAUUCCCUUUUUUCCUUAAUAUAUAUAUAAAUGGUUUCGUCUUAAAGUUCCUUUGCCCUUACUUCCUUCUCAUCCCUUAUUUAUCUCAACCAACAACCCCUUCUAACACAAAUGCCCAUUCAGGGAAAACAAAAACAUUAAUGGCUACUUCUGGUACAAGAGUCAAACGAGUUACUGACCCGCUCGACGACAGAGUCAAGGCGCAACUCGUCGGCGUCCGCUACUCCAGCAGUGGAAGCGAACAAUCGGACUCCACCCAUGACGACUCUCCCUGCCUCUCGGAACUCGUUCAUAGUUUCUUGGAAGAUGAUCACGGUACUGCUGAACAGACCGGUUACCAAUCUGACUCUGAACGAGUCGACUCCAACAUUGAUGCUGCUGACUCCCUCCAGAUCAUUAUCAAGUCCUCCUUUCUUAACAGCACGGGUUCUUACUUAAAUCGGCUCACGGAUACCGUUUUGAAUGCAAUAGAAAUGCUUUCGUUUUUCAAGACGGAUAAAGCUAUUUUCAGGCGUAAAGUAAUGGCUUAUCUUCGCCAGGUCGGCUACAAUGCAGCGAUCUGCAAGACCAAGUGGGGUUCUUCUGGUGGUCUAACCGCCGGAAACUACGACUUCAUCGACGUGGUGCAAUCGAUAUCACCCACGCGGCAAACCAGGUACUUCGUUGACCUUGAUUUUGCCUCCGAGUUCGAGAUCGCGAGGCCGACAACCGAUUACUCGAGGCUACUGCAGUAUUUGCCUAGGGUUUUCGUGGGGAAAAGCGAGGAAUUGAAAAAGAUGGUCAAUCUCAUGAGUGAUUCGGCGAAAAGAUCGUUGAAGAGCAAACAGUUAUCCCUCCCACCUUGGAGAAAACACCGUUACAUGCAGAACAAAUGGUUCGGUCCGUACCGUCGGACGACGAACCAGAUCCAAGCAAACAACAGCUCAUUGAGCCCCGCGACGAUCAACAACGUCCAAUGCCGCUACGUUGGCUUCGAGGACGCCGUCAACGGCAGUUUGUUCGUCCGUACGAGAUAAUUUGGUCAGACGAGAAAACCAUGUUUCCAAAAUAAUCAUAUGUAAAUAAACAAAAUGUAUAUUUUAUUACUAAAUAAUAGUGUAACGCGGCAAAUAUGCAUCAGAAGUAGCCAAUCUGAUCACGUGAUUGUCUGUAACCUGAAAAUAAAUAAUGGAAGAUAAAAAGAAGAA